AUGUUCCUAAAGAUUUCACCAACAAGAGGGGUUAUCCGAUUUGGGAAGCGAGGAAAGUUAAACCCACGUUACAUUGGCCCGUUCGAGAUACUCAAAAGGAUUGGUUCUGUGGCAUAUCGCCUUGCGCUUCCACCCGAACUAUCCAAUGUUCAUAAUGUGUUUCACGUUUCGAUGCUUCGUCAAUAUCUUCGAGAUACAGAGCAUGUUGUCGAUCAUGAGAACCUGAAAGUUCAAGAAGGCCUCUUUUAUAAAGAGCAACCUGUACAGAUUCUUGAUCAGCGUAAUCAGGUCCUUCGAAAUAAGACUAUACCUCUUACAAAAGUCUUAUGGAGAAACCAUCGUGUCGAAGAAGCAACGUGA
Molecule: messenger RNA, 360 nt
Organism: Camellia sinensis
Lineage: Eukaryota; Viridiplantae; Streptophyta; Magnoliopsida; Ericales; Theaceae
Source: RefSeq, a predicted model, not a curated record